AUGUCAUCACGAGCAAUCCGAAAGCUGCAAAAGCUGCGUGAACAAGAACAGCAGCGAGAAUCUGAGCAGCAAGAUGAGUCAAGCGAAGACGAAGCCCCGCGCCCCGCGAAACCGAAGUUCAAUGCCUUCGAUUUGCUGAACGCCGAAAAUGAAGAUGAGGAAGAAGAAGAAGAAGACGAAGAGGAAAUAGAGGAGGAACCUCGCACACAGACACCAGAGCCUGAACCAACCCCGAUAAAGGCCAAAAAGAGCAACAAGAAAAAAAAAAAGAAGAAGGCAGCCAAAACCUCCGAUCCGGCCAAUACUCCGCCUUCAAAAUCAAAUGAAGCAGAACUGGAUGAAAUUGAUCGGGCAUUGAAAGAGUUAUCAACAGGUGGACACUCGUCAGUUGGCACAGGUCUACCUACCAGGCACACUCCCGAAACCUCUUUCCCGAAGACUACGAGCGAAUUGCUCGGUAUCGAACCCAAAUUUCUCAAUGCGACGAAUGAGAUGCGCAGACUGUUUGGAAAUGUUGUUCUGGAAAACUUUGAUCAGCCAGCGGAUAGUGGAACGGGCCGCCGUCGGGAUCGCAAUCGACAAAUGGUCGACCUUGCUCAGGCUUUGACGGGAAGAUAUAGUCCAGCUAGUCGAGGUCAAAGUCUGGCUGGAGUUACAUUGCGACGCAAUGUUCUAAUGCAGGGCAAAGAUGAGUGGCCUCGUGCUCCAAGUGGAGGGCUAGGCAUGGAGACUGUGGAGAAGCUUCCUUCCGGGGAGACUCUCUACCGACUGGUGCACAAUACCGCCUACCAAGAUGUACAGCGGCAGUUUGACCUCUGUGUUGAAUCUAUGGACCCACAGCGACUCAUCGGACACCUCCAAUACAACCCAUACCAUAUUUCUACGCUUCUCCAAGUGUCGGAGAUUGCCAAACAUCAAGGUGAUCAUGCCGUGUCUGCCGAUUUGAUGGAAAGAGCUCUAUUCAAUAUUGGACGCUCAGUACACUCUUCAUUUGCUAAUCGCCUCAAGGAAGGCGAGGCCAGGCUUGAUUUCAUACAUGCGGAGAACCGAGAGCUCUGGCUUGUUGGGUGGAGGUACAUCACCAACCUAGCAAUGAAGGGCACAUGGAGAACCGCUUAUGAAUGGGCCAAGCUCUUGCUCAGUCUGGAUAACAGUGAUCCUUACUGUAUGAGGCUGCUCAUCGACCACCUCGCGCUCCGAGGUAGAGAAUAUGCACAAUUCGUGCAGCUAUGCACCCAGACACGCUUCAGUCGCGACUGGGCCAACCUCCCCAAUAUCCAAUGCUCGCUGGUAAUGGCAUACCUCCGGUUGAACAAGCCCCAAGAAUGUCGUCGACAGCUGCAGCUCGCCAUGUCCCGCUACCCGUGGAUUUUCAGCAGGCUAGCCCAAGAACUUGAUGUUCAGCACGUUCCCAAGCAAAUAUGGGGCAAGAUGCCUCCUACAGGCGCUCAUGAGCUGCUUACCGAACUCUACAUCGCCCGUGCAAAGGAUCUUUGGAAUACCCCAGAGGCUAUCUCUCUCAUUAUGGAAGUCGCAGAUUCUAUCUCUGGCGAGGAGCCCAAUGAGCCGCCAGAGAUUACUUUGGACAUCGCUCGUCAUGUAGUCUUGUCCGAUAUAGCCAAAGUGACAACCCAUCUUCCGAAUCACUUUGUGGCUGGUCGGUUGUCCUCCUCCGAUCCACUUCCCCCUUAUGAAUCUGAAGCCUACAAGCAACAAUCUGAACCUACUCCCAUCUAUGCAGCUCCAGCUGGAGGUGGCGAAAAUUGGCUGCAGGACCUUCUCGGUCAGAUCAACCACGAUGCCCGCCCUCCCAAUGUCCCAUCGGACGACGAAGAGUCAGUUGGGUUUGAGGACGAAGACGAAAACACAGAGCAUUUCGAUAUCCCGCACUCACGUCCACCCCUCAGGGAUCCGGCGGCCCUUGAAGGGUGGCUCACGCGCGAGGGGUUGCAAACUCUUCGUAUUUUCCUUUCCCAAUACGGCGUCGAUAGAGGCAACUGGAGCGAGGUGGUUGUGGACUAUGCACCCUUGACCAAUUAUCUGGAGGCCAUGGCAGCAAUCUCAGAUGCAGCCCGCCAACGUUUGUUAGAUGGCACUAUUAAGGACUCUCUUGGGGAUUUUGCAGUCAGCAUGCUCGAGGAUGAACUCGCCAUUAUGCGAGGGGAAUGA
Molecule: messenger RNA, 2169 nt
Organism: Penicillium robsamsonii
Lineage: Eukaryota; Fungi; Ascomycota; Eurotiomycetes; Eurotiales; Aspergillaceae
Product: transcriptional repressor TCF25 family protein
Exons: 1
Coding region: 1-2169 (722 amino acids)
Biological process (GO): ribosome-associated ubiquitin-dependent protein catabolic process; rescue of stalled cytosolic ribosome
Cellular component (GO): RQC complex
Source: RefSeq, a predicted model, not a curated record